Zygotorulaspora mrakii is the source of this 915-nucleotide messenger RNA. Its product is annotated as aminotransferase class IV. NCBI's taxonomy places the organism in Eukaryota, Fungi, Ascomycota, Saccharomycetes, Saccharomycetales, Saccharomycetaceae. Gene Ontology annotation, molecular function: catalytic activity. The transcript has a single exon. Gene Ontology annotation, biological process: carboxylic acid metabolic process. The record is from RefSeq and is a predicted model, not a curated record. Bases 1 to 915 code for a protein of 304 amino acids.
AUGCAAGAUCAAACGAAAUAUAGUGCUCAAAGCUACGCAGCUGAUCCAAGAAAUGACAGCGUUAAAGUGUACGUAAACGGUGAAUUCUGUCCUAGAAAUGAGGCCUCCGUUUCAGUCUUCGAUGCUGGGUUUGCUUUAGGUGAUGGUGUCUGGGAAGGCAUGCGCUUAAUCAAUGGCAAACUAUUAGCGAUUGACGAACAUAUAGAUCGUCUCUAUUCCGGUGCAGCGAGUAUUCAAAUUAAUAUCGGAUUAUCAAAAGAUGAAAUGAUUCGUGAAAUCUACAAAACGACCGAAAAGAAUGACAUGCAUGAUGGUGCGCAUAUUCGCCUGAUGCUCACUCGUGGUACAAAAAAGACUCCCAAUCAAGACCCUCGUUUCGCGCUUGGCCCUCCAACAAUCGUGAUCGUCGCUGAAUAUAAAGCUCCCAAUCCAGCUAUAUGGUCCAAGGGACUUAAACUACUUACAUCUACCAUUCGCUGUAGUACACCAGAUGUAUUUGACUUACGAUUAAAUUCUCACAGUAGGUUGAACUUUAUCCAGGCGCUCCUACAAGCUAUCAACGUUGGAUGCGAUGAGGCGCUGAUGUUAGACCCUCGUGGAUUUGUUGCCAGUUGUAAUUCAACCAAUUUCUUCAUUGUGCGCAAAGGUGAACUCUGGACAUCAACUGGGCUAUAUAAUUUCAAUGGUAUAACCAGGAAGAAGAUAAUAAAAUUAUUCAAAGAAAAGGUGGGAACUGUACGUGAGGUCGAUUUCACCUUAGCAGAGACGUAUUCUGCUGACGAGGCUUUUGUUACUGGAACACUAGGUGGAGUUACACCUGUUACCUCGAUCGAUGGUCGUGCUAUUGGAAAGGGCUUGCCUGGAAAGGUAACGACGAAAAUAAGUGACAUAUAUAAGGAAUUCAUUUAUUCUUGA